AUGUCGACGACAGUGAAAGGGAAACACCCACGGGCAACCAGCAAUGUCAAGGCUGCUUGUCAGGGCUGUCGAGCGAGCAAGACCAAGUGCGAUGGAGUGCGACCUUCUUGUUCGAGAUGCAUUCAUCGAUCCACGCCUUGCACGUACGACACCGAACCGGACGAAUUUCGAAUUACUGCGUUGAAGCGAAAGUACGCGGAGGUCCAGCGGGAGUCGUCGGGCAGAGAACGUCUUCUCCGGAUGCUUCUUGAAGGUACCCACGAGGGCUCAAUCGCCAUACUCCAUCGGAUGCGUUCAAAGGAAAGCGACGAUGCCAUUCUCACAACACUAGACCGCGCUGACUGCCUGCCGGAAAAUCUCAUGCAGAUUGUCGAGGAACAGCCGGAGUCGAUACACAACGGAAGGCCGGAGCGAGAACCAUCACCAUCGCAGCUUCUGCAUGACCAUGUCCAAGGGAGACCGGAUAAUCGUCUUUCCAUUGCAUUUCUGUUGGGAAGACAGGCAAGCUUUCGAGCGUUGAGCGAGGGCGCUGAGAGCCAGUCAGCGACGCCUCGACCAGGAACGGCACAGCAGCAACUGGACAAGCGGAGGCGCCUGUCAGACAUCUUGCCGGAGAUGCUGCGACCUAUGUAUCAAACAUCAAUUUCUGCACCGRCGAGGCCAUCACCGGCGACCAGCGAUAUCGAGCCGCUGGUGCUAAAGCCAAUUGCGACGGACUACUCCUGGAUGCUUGGCCUCGAGAACGUUCGUGCCAUAGACUGGCAGGUCAGUUACGCCAGUGAUCUCAGCUUCCUCGAAAUGCUGAAUUGCUACUUUGCAUGGGAGAACUCUGUGAUGGAUCUCGUACAGGAGGAAGCGUUUUGGGAAGGUCUGAAAGCUGGAGGAUCCGACUUUUGCAACGUGUGUCUGGUUCACAGUGUAUUAGCGCUGGGCUCGAAGAUAUACGGUAUGUCACAUCCUGAGGGUGUACCCUCUCUAGACAAGCAGGCCUUGCACGAAGCCACUCGUUUUUGGGAUGUGGAGCCGCGGGAAGCCACUCCUGCCAACGUUUCAGCUGGUUUAUUGAUCCACGCAACAUUCGCUAGUAACGGACAGGACGAGAUUGGUGCGCCUUUCUUUACCGAGGCGAUGGAGCUGGCGCUGCGUUCUGGACUUUUCACAAAAGAGGGUGACACUCAGGGGCAUGCUGUAUCGAAUGCAAAAGAGGCCAGACACAGAGCUACUUUUGCGUGGGCAGUGUAUGCUCAUCAUGGACAACACAUUUUGAGCUUCAAUGGCGACCCCAUACUUCUGGAACAACCUGUCGUUGCCAUCCCGGCCAUCAGCGAGCCUGAAGACAGACGACAUUGGAUCCCAUUUCCCUUCACCACGCCAGAGCCACCAAGCAUGAGCAGCAGCAAAGCUCACGCUCGAGCCUCGCUGUGGCGUCUUGGAAACCGUAUCCUCCCCCUCCAUCGCAAGCACCAAUGCGGGUUUCUGAAUGGCGGCUAUUGGACUGAGGCACUGUGUCUCCACCAGGAAUUCGAACGUUGGCAUGUGAACCUUCCUCCCAGACUCGAUUUCCUCCACGCGACUCCGCCGCAUGUCUUAUGGCUUCACACUGACUACUAUCGCUGCGUGCUGGACAUCUUUCGACCCUUUGUUGCUGCACGCAAGAACAUCCUCUCUCCAUCGUUCGAGAUGGCCCAUCGACACACUUUGGCAUCACAAACCCAACUCCGCCUCUUGACCCAUCAAGUUGAGCUCCAAUACCCUCGAAUGCCCAUUGCACUAAGCGGUCUGGUCACACCGAUGCUGAUCGUCUGCAACGAUACCCUUCCACUCGCACUCUGCAAGGGUGACAGCUCAGAUGAAUGCUUCUACUUUUGUCUUUGUUUACGCUUGAUGUAUCGUAUGAUUGGUGCAUACCCAUUGAUGGCACCGUUGAUGCGCGGAAUCCAGCAGGUCGCGAGCCGAAAAGGGGUUGGAUUACCUCAGGAGGCGUGGGAUCUUUUGAAAAGCUUGGAGAGGGCAAAGAUGCCUGAUGUUGUUGUUCGAAGCAGAUUUCCGGUGGAUCUUGAUCUCGUGGCCACGGAUCUUCAUGCUUCGCAGUUGCAGAGUCUUGUGGAUGAAGCAGGCCAGCUUUCAAUUGCGUAA
Messenger RNA from Ramularia collo-cygni, 2136 nucleotides. RefSeq lists its product as uncharacterized. Gene Ontology annotation, molecular function: DNA-binding transcription factor activity, RNA polymerase II-specific; zinc ion binding. The coding region runs from base 1 to 2136 and encodes 711 amino acids. The record is from RefSeq and is a predicted model, not a curated record. Gene Ontology annotation, biological process: regulation of DNA-templated transcription. The transcript has 5 exons. NCBI's taxonomy places the organism in Eukaryota, Fungi, Ascomycota, Dothideomycetes, Mycosphaerellales, Mycosphaerellaceae.